This is a messenger RNA of Necator americanus (New World hookworm), 381 nucleotides long. RefSeq lists its product as uncharacterized. Bases 1 to 381 code for a protein of 126 amino acids. Gene Ontology annotation, biological process: DNA repair. Gene Ontology annotation, molecular function: double-stranded DNA 3'-5' DNA exonuclease activity. NCBI's taxonomy places the organism in Eukaryota, Metazoa, Nematoda, Chromadorea, Rhabditida, Ancylostomatidae. The transcript has a single exon. The record is from RefSeq and is a predicted model, not a curated record.
AUGUGUGCUAGGACGUCCUCCAGAAGCGACGCGCAUUGUCCUCGCCCGGGCAAUGUAUCAAAUAUGCGAGGGCUACCGGCUAGAGAACAGAGAUUGCAAAAGAAGUUAGUCCGCCAUCGCCAACAAUAUCCAGUGGCAACACUUAACGUUGGGACGCUUAUUGGAAGAAGUCGUGAAAUGGCAGACAGUCUCAGAAAACGCCGUGUUGACAUAUGCUGUGUACAGGAGAUUCGCUGGAUAGCCCUAACGGAAUUAGGCGAUGGCUACAAGCUCACCUACCACAGCAAAUCAAAUCGCAAUGGCGUUGGCAUCAUAUUGAACGAGACGUUUAGAAACAGCGUCACAGCGGUGGAUCGACUAUCGGAUCGCCUGAUAAAGUAA